AUGGCCGGUGUUCCUAGGAUGCUCUUCCUUCUUCUUCUAGCUAUCACUUCUCAGGGUACGUACACAUGCUCUUGGCCUACUCAUUCCUACAUCUUCCCUCUGAAUCUUCGUCCUUAAUUCAACCUCUAACAGUCAGUCGUUUCUAUUAUCGAAAGGCGUUCAGCUUAUAAUUAGCCCUCACCUCCUUCUGUGGCUUCGUUCUUUCUUUCUGGUUGUGUAGUAUCUGGACAGCCAUGCAUCCAAACCAACCUGCGCACCACCGGAGCACGCCAGGGUUUGGACCUCGAGUUCGAGGUGGAGAUCAAGAACGUCUGUACCUGCGCUCAGAGGGGGGUGCGGAUUGACGCCCCCGGAUUCGCUAGCCAGAAGCUAGUGGAACCCAAAAUUUUCCGCCGGGACGGAACCGCCUUCCUUGUCAACGGCGGGAACCCGAUCCCCGGCGGUGGCGCUGUGAAGUUCACCUAUUGGUGGGAUCAUGCAGCGCACUUCUCUCUCGCUGGAUCACUGCCUGCCUGCUGA
Spirodela intermedia is the source of this 519-nucleotide messenger RNA. Lineage: Eukaryota; Viridiplantae; Streptophyta; Magnoliopsida; Alismatales; Araceae. The record is from the annotation of a GenBank genome assembly.